Vitis riparia (riverbank grape) is the source of this 585-nucleotide messenger RNA. RefSeq names its product CMP-sialic acid transporter 5-like. Gene Ontology annotation, cellular component: Golgi membrane. Gene Ontology annotation, molecular function: pyrimidine nucleotide-sugar transmembrane transporter activity. The transcript has a single exon. The coding region runs from base 1 to 585 and encodes 194 amino acids. Gene Ontology annotation, biological process: pyrimidine nucleotide-sugar transmembrane transport. NCBI's taxonomy places the organism in Eukaryota, Viridiplantae, Streptophyta, Magnoliopsida, Vitales, Vitaceae. The record is from RefSeq and is a predicted model, not a curated record.
AUGAAGAACGGGAUGACAAAAUGCAGUGUCUGCCAUUCUAGAUCGGUAUUCUCAAGUGCCAAAAAUGUCUCAAGGGUUUAUGAUCUGCACAGGAGAAAGAUAUCAUCAAAGCAUCGCACCCUCAAUGUCUUCUUAGUUGUUGGUGAUUGUAUCCUAGUUGGUUUACAACCUAUUUUGGUGUUUAUGUCCAAGGUGGAUGGAAAUUUCGAGUUUAACCCUAUUAGUGUUAACUUUGUGACUGAGAUUUCGAAGGUUAUAUUUGCAAUUGUUAUGCUUUUGCUCCAGGCUAGGCGUCAGAAAGUUGGAGAGAAGCCUCUUCUCUUAGUUUCCGCAUUUGUGCAGGCUGCCCGCAACAAUGUGCUUCUUGUUGUACCAGCAUUUCUAUAUGUUAUCAAUAACUACCUUAAGUUAAUCAUGCAACUUUAUUUUAAUCUCGAAACUGUGAAGAUGCUUAGCAAUUUGAAGGUUUUAGUAAUUGCUGUUAUUUUGAAGAUAAUUAUGAGACGUCAUUUUUCCAUGAUUCAGUGGGGAUGUUGGUUGAUCCUAGAGAGACACGAGCUGGUGUAUAAGAGGAUUAUCACGUAA